AUGGAUGUCACCUUUGAUGAGCUCUCUUCCUUUUAUGAUUAUUCUCAGGAAAGGCAUUGUCCAAAGGGGGAGAAUUUGUCACAGUUGUUUGCUCUCCCCCUUCCUAUCCUAGUUGAGUCUUCUGUUGAGACUUUUCCUCCUUCAACUGAGUCAAGGGAGGAUCAGUCAUUUCAUUCUUAUUCUAGUGUCCCUAUCCCUCUUCCUUUACCUCCUCGUCCUCUUUUUAAUCCUAGGUUGUACCAACGGCAGAGAACCAGAAGUGAGCAGAUUGUUUCCUUUACACCACAUGAGCCUCCUACACUUCCAGUCACAGAAGAGACAACAGGUACUGAUACAGCCCCUUUGGAGUCAUCAUUUCCAGACCUUGAUAUCCUUAUUGCUAUUAGGAGAGGAAAAAGGAAGUCAGUGUUAGAAGCUCUUACUAUUCCAGAAUGGAGGGAUGCUAUGAAAACAGAAAUUUAUGCCCUACACAAGAAUGACACUUGGGAAGUUGUUGAUUUACCUGAAGAAAAGGAUCCAAUAGGCUAUAACUGCUAUGCUAAUGCAGUGCUCCAGUGCCUGGCAUUUACUCGGCCUCUAGCUUGUUAUCUUCUUCAAGGGCACCAUUCCAAAGCAUGCCCAAAGAAAGAGUGGUGUUUCACCUGUGAGUUUGAGGCUCUAAUUCUGAGGGCGAGAGAAGGGAAAUCCCCUUUAUCCCCUAUUGGUAUACUUUCCCAAAUACAAAACAUUGGCAGUCAUCUUGGUCAUGGGAGAGAAGAGGAUGCCCAUGAAUUUCUAAGGUAUGCCAUUGAUGCAAUGCAAUCUAUUUGCCUAAGAGAAGCUGGAUCAAAUGUGGAUGUCCCCUAUGCAGAAGAAACAACUCUCAUAGGCCUGAUAUUUGGGGGUUACCUUCGAUCUAAGAUAAGGUGCUUGAAGUGCCAAGGAAAAUCUGAGCGUAUUGAACGCAUGCUGGAUCUUACUGUUGAGAUUGAAGGUGACAUUGGAACCCUUGAAGAGGCACUUGCAAAAUUUACGACUGCUGAAAUCUUGGAUGGAGAAAACAAAUACCAGUGUGAGAGAUGCAAAUCUUAUGAGAAGGCUAAAAAGAAGUUGACGGUAUUGGAGGCUCCUAAUGUCCUUACCAUUGCCUUGAAGCGGUUUCAGACUGGUAAAUUUGGCAAACUAAAUAAGUUGGUUCGGUUCCCUGAGGUCCUGAACCUGACUCCAUAUAUGAAUGCGACAAGUGACAAAUCUCCUGUGUACACACUUUAUGCGGUUGUGGUUCACUUGGAUAUUAUGAAUGCUGCAUUCUCUGGUCAUUACAUAUGCUACAUUAAAAAUUUUCAAGGGAAAUGGUUCAAGAUUGAUGACAGCAUGGUAAAACCUGUUGAGCCUGAGAAGGUUUUGUCAAAAGGGGCAUAUAUGCUCUUUUAUGCAAGGUGCUCACCACGGGCCCCAAGUUUGGUAAGGAAUUCAUUGAUCCAUGAUGACAAAGUGAAGAGAAGCAGAUGCUCUGAAGCUGUUCCUUCCAGCCAUAGUGGGAAUAAUAUGUCUAAUGAAAGGCCUAGUGUAGUUCCAAGUGCUAGCCCUAAAGACCUUCCCUUUUGGACGACUACGGAUGGUACUAUUAACUAUGGAUCUUUUGAUUCAGAUAAUAGGAGUUUCCGCCGUCAUCAGAUUCCUAAAGUUGAUUGGUUCAGUGAUAGCUCGUCCCUUUUCAGCUGCUCGGAUGAAGGUUCCUGCAGUACAGAGAGUACGAGGGACUCUACCAGCACAGAGGACUUGCAUGAUUACAUAUUUGGGGAAGCGAUCUGUGGUUGGAAAAGCCCUUUGAGGGUUUCAUCAGACUCUGAUGGUGCUUCUUCCCCUUUGGGCUCGAGUUUUUCACCCCAAUCAAUGUCAAAGAGUCAUUCAUUGAAUUCUCCUGAUACAAGUGGGUAUCAAACUUACAGCACAAAACCGGAGACAGGUAAAGCUUCAACGAAGCUACGUGAUAAGAGCGGCAUAGGAGAGGAUCUGCAAGGGAAGGAAAGGCCUCCCCUUUUGUACUCUGACACAACUAAAUCCUGUAGAAAGUUUACAACCCAUCGUAGUAGUAGUAGUGGCAGCAGCAACAGCAAUAGUCUUGGUAGUUGUAGUUGUAGGGAGACUGACCGGAAACGAUUAGGUGUUGUUAACCCUUUUGGUUGGAGAUCUGGUGUAACAAUGAGAAGAGGCACUAGGGAAAGAGCGGCUCAAACAUUUUAUUGAAAGGUUUGAGUUUGGGAAAUAAGAGUUUAAGUUGUAAUGUAAUGUAUACCUUUUGCUGGUUGAAUGGAAGAAAUCAGCUGUUAAUUUGCAUCUUUCUCUCUCUCAUGUGGUCGUCCAAGAAUUACCUGGAAUGCAGCAAUUCCAAAUUCCAAUUUGUAUUUUCACGUUUCA
Nelumbo nucifera (sacred lotus) is the source of this 2400-nucleotide messenger RNA. NCBI's taxonomy places the organism in Eukaryota, Viridiplantae, Streptophyta, Magnoliopsida, Proteales, Nelumbonaceae. The record is from RefSeq and is a predicted model, not a curated record.